Molecule: messenger RNA, 3986 nt
Organism: Mya arenaria
Lineage: Eukaryota; Metazoa; Mollusca; Bivalvia; Myida; Myidae
Product: WW domain-containing oxidoreductase-like
Exons: 9
Coding region: 185-1177 (330 amino acids)
Source: RefSeq, a predicted model, not a curated record
GUUUUUCAACUUUUCAUUAAUAGAUUUCAAUUUAAUUAUAAGACAGAGUUGUAUACGAAGUUUCAUCGAAUACAGGGUAGCAGUACAGGCUGAAAUGCGCUGGUGUUGCUCAGCAGAUUUUGAUUAGCACCGAGUCAGGCAUUUACUUGGCAGCUCUAGAAGUUGAACGUUACACACAGACGUCAUGGGUGGGCAACCUAGCCAUGUGAUCUCGCCGAUGCCAAUCGGGAAAACUGUGAUCAUCACUGGAGGAAAUACGGGUAUAGGCUAUGAGGUUGCUAAGGGCGUUGCCAUGCUGGGAGCAAAGGUGAUUCUGGCUGUUCGCACAGAAGAGAGGGGAAAAUCAGCAUUGGCGAAGAUGAAAGCUGAUUACGAGGAACGGAAGAAGGGAGGUGACUGUUACGACAUAGUGGUCCGUGACGAGUUAGAUGUACAGUAUCACAUUUGUGACCUCACAUCGCUCAAGUCCACCAUGCAGUUUAUCUCGUGGUUCAAGAGCACGGGUCUCCAACUCAGUGUGCUCGUAUGUAACGCCUGCACAUACUCUCUCUCAGAAGUAUUGACAGAGGACCAAUGGGAGAGCACAUAUCAGGUCAACUACCUCGCCCACUUCCUCAUGAUCUCCGAGUUUCUCCCUGCAGUGUGUGCGUCUGACGUGGAGUGCCGUAUUGUGAUCAUCUCAUCCCAAAACCACAUGCAGGCCGAGUUUGACCCUGAGUACGCUGCUUCCAGUCGCAUGAAGAAGUUUGACGGGUUCAACAGCUAUGCCAAUUGUAAACUGUUCCAGAUCCAGCUGAUGUACAGCCUGGACAAGGUGUUGGAGCACCACCCUCACAUUGAUGUGCUGUCUGUGGACCGAGGCAAGCUUGACGCCAUGGCCUUCCCCAACAGUGAUGCAUCUUCACAAGGCUUCUCCUGCCAGAUGUCCUGCCUCAAGUGCUGUGGUGGGAUGAGGGAUGAUCGCCCAGGAGCAGACACAGUGAUCUUUGCAGCUCUGGACCCAGCACUGCAGGGGCUCAGUCGGGGCUACUUCCUGCGACCCCGGGAUAAGGCUCGUUUCCCGAGUAGGCAGGCUAGGAAUAAGGAGUUGCAGGACUUUCUCUGGAAGUGUACGAUUGAGAAUCUCAGCAACUAUUUGUCUGGGGAGGCUCUGAAAAUCCUGGCAGAGAAGUCAUAACACCAACAGCGUACCCGACACAGCAUCGGUCAACUAUAAUAUAUGCAUUUUCUUGAAAUUUAUGUGAAUUUUAUCAUUAUAAUUUAUAGUUUGAAGCAGUCGGUAUCUCUUGGAGUUUUCAUGGUUUUAUCAAAAUAAAAAGUCAGUUGCUCAACAUUUUACUCUGUAUGAAGUUUUUUAUUGUUGUUUGAAUAAUGUUGCUUGAUUUUGAUUAUGUGUAUUUGAUAAUACCCGGAUUUUAAUUAAAGGCAUUUAACUGAGCUUUUAUGAUAUUAUUUGCAAGAGCUCCAUCAACUUUGGUGUUUAAGACAGGUGUUAAGGGACUUUUUGUUUUUAAAGGCCUAGUUUAAGGAAUGUUUGGCAUGACAAUCCCCUGCUGUGCAUCUCCUGCUAAUUGCACUGAUGUCACAGUAGGGGCCAAUUUCCUGUGUAUUUGUUUAUUGGCUCAAGGCCAAUAAGGGUCCAUUUCUAUUAUAAAACCUCCAAGACUGCACAGCAGGAUUCUCAAGAUAGGAGAUCUGAUAAGACAAUUAGGCAAUUAGAUUAAAAUCAAUACACAGAGGUUGUUUACUAUACACGGUUUAAGGGGGGGGGGGGGGGUUACAGUCAAUAUUAAAACUUUGCUUUAUGAACCUAAUAAGUUCCAUUUAAUCAACAAUCAUAUUGUGGUAUAAUAUUUUUGAUUCAUAUGACUGGACGUAUGGUUUAAACAAUAGUAUGUGUUUUUGAAUAUAGCAUACCCAUUCAUCAACUAUUGAAAAUCAAAAGACAGAUCUUGCUAAAGACAUAUUUUUAUGUGAUACUGUGCUAUUACUAAUGUUGUACCAAAGACAAUCAGUACCCAAGAUUGAUUUGGGAAAAGUACAAAUUGAGGGGUUUUGUGGUUCUAGUGUUUAGAACUUUGUAUUUAAUCAUCAAAUGUUGUUUGGAGAGAAUCUUAGUAACAUGAAGGCACAUGAAUGUGAUGGGUUUAUUUUGUCUUAGGUAUGGUUCGCUGGAAUGACAGGGUUGAUUAUGUGUAUCAUGAACCUUUGUUAUAUAUCAAACUGACCUGAGCAAACAGUGCUUUCGUGAGCUUUUAUGAUUUUACAAUAUUCGUCAUGUGUCUUAAUAUUUGUUUUUUUCCAUGGUUUGUUUUUUACAUUUUGAUAAAGCUUUGAUACUCAUGUGAGAAAUAGCAAGCAACGUGGCUCUCUUGUUUGUUAAUUUUUCCCUACCAUGCCCAAUGCUCAGUAUAACUAGAUGUUUUCCUUAUGCUUCUGUUUACAUCAAAUGAACUGUGAUAUUAUUUGUCCAGCUUUAUUUUUAUCUUUAUUUUUUUUUUUCUUGAUGUGUUUUUACAUUCAAUUUUUGCUUUUUUGUUUACAUUUUCCUUAUGUAAUUAUUUUUUUUACCUGUGAUGUUGUUGUUGUUGUUGUUUUCAGUAUUAAUUGCCAAAAUCUAUGAUACUUAGUUAUUACCCAGGGAGAAUUAUAUACCAUGAAACUCAUAUAUUGCGGGUUUUCCUGUAUAUUUAACAUGCAGUAUUAUCUGGUAUGGAUAAUGAAUUUACUUUUAUGUUUUAUCCAAUUUAUCUUUGUUAACAUUAGCAGUUGUUAUAAACUGAAAUCCAAAUAAUUGAUAUUUUUUCGUAUAGAAAUAUUUUGAAGGGUUUAAAUUUUACAAUACAAAAUGGUUCUACUUAUUAUAAAUUUGAAUUUGUUUCUUGUCCUGCCUGCUGCAUGUAGAAACUGGGAAAGGAACACACUAUUAUUUGAGUGCAAACGACGACUAUUGUUGGAUAAAAGUAUCUUUUAAGAAUUGAUAUAUAUUAAUGUACUUAACCUCGAUAUCACUGGUAUGAACCGUUAGUUGGUACAGUACACAUAUUUUUCCAUAAUUUGUAUGUGUUGUAUUUGUUUUAAAAAUUGUGUUUAUAGAGACAUUCAUUAAUUUUUCUGUUACAUAUUUAAGUGACACUCUUAUUUAAAAUCAAUACAUACACAUGUAUAACAAACAUAAAUUGUGAGUGAUAAACCUUUAACUACCUACUAAAUAAUAAAUUUAUGGAAAAAAAUAAUUACUGAUAACAAGAUUGUAACUGUGUAUUUAAUAGCUGAGUAUGCAAAAAUAUUAAAUGAUUGGUGAAUGCUAAAACAAAUUGCAAUCUACUAUUGUCUCAUAAGGUAUAAAUACCAUGUUUUCUGCACCUUUCUUUCAAACUUAACUCAGUAUCCUUCAUAUAAAUAUUGUUUUCGACAUUUAUUCAUCCUUAUCGGUGUGAUGUAAAUCCUAUAACAAUGAUUUAACACUUGUGCAGGAUAAUAUUUAUGUAUUUUGUCAUGUUUUGUACAACAAUCACAGUUUGAAAGUAAAGUGCUUUUUCCCAUGUUUCAAUGUUCAAAAAAAUUGUCUGUUUUUUUUAAUUAAAGUGUUCCACUAAAUUAAACAUUAAGUUAUAUCAGUUGUUAAGUAAAAAAAACAACAAUUAAUACUAGUAAUUUAUAGAGAAUCUUGAUGGAGAAGUUUCAAAUUUCUUUUUAGACUCAUUCUGUUGAGCGAAACUUCACAACAUGUCAAUUUAUUACACAUUCAAUAUCCAGGAUUGGAAUGGUAGGAGUAAAUUAAUAUAGUUCCACUUGUUAUGAGGUGGUGUACUUUGUGGUAAAAAAAAGGGAUAAAAAAGUUUCAGAAAUUAUGAAUAUUGGGUGUUAUGAAACAAGUUUAGUCAUUAAUCAGUUUUCAACUUCCUUGAAUGAUGAAUUUUUAAUUAUUUUGAAUACACUGAAUAACCUUUCAUCCAUGUUUGAAAUAAAGAUAUGAAGUGAAA